Messenger RNA from Cajanus cajan (pigeon pea), 3306 nucleotides. Lineage: Eukaryota; Viridiplantae; Streptophyta; Magnoliopsida; Fabales; Fabaceae. The record is from RefSeq and is a predicted model, not a curated record.
UGUUGGAACUGGAGUAGACAAAAUUGUUCCUCUUCCGAGUAUUAAACCAAAAAACACAGGUGUGUUACUCUCGAAGUGAACACAUUUGUUUAAGCAAUUUGAAUUUGAUACCUAGUCUCUUCUCUUGGAAAUUGCAUGGUUUUGUACACACAAAUGAUUUGCCAGCUGAAUUUAAACGCCUCUUUUGUCUCCCACCGCGCCACACUUCCAAAACCCCUCUCACAUCCAUCUCCCCUUUCUCUCAAAGUUCGGUGCUUUCGCGCCCCUUCUCCUCCCAGUCCCCUUCUCUCGCCACCUCCACCCAAACGACUCUCUCGCCUCGCCAGAACUCAAAUUCAGCACGUACUAAUCGAUUACCUCCACUCCACGCGCGGCCACACCUUCACCGACGCCGAAUACAUCGCCACCAACUCCCCGCGCUUCCUCCAAUCACUGCUCUCGAUGAUCGACGACAAAGACGACGACGUUUCCCGUUCGCUGCGAAAGUUCCUCAGGUAUAACCCCAUUAACGAGUUUGAACCCUUUUUCGAGAGUUUGGGAAUCGACCCUUCCGAGUUGCAUUCGGUUCUCCCACGUGGAGUGUUUUUCUUGGCUGAUGAUUUUGUCUUACUUGAUAACUUUCAUGUUUUGUGUAAUUAUGGGCUCCCCAGGAAUAGGAUGGGGAAGCUUUAUACGGAUGCAAAAGAGAUUUUUGGGUAUGCUAGUGGGUUGUUGGCUUUAAAGUUAGGAGCUUAUGAGAGUUUGGGUUUGAGUAGGUCAACUGUUGCCAAGCUUGUUGUUUGUUGCCCUUUUCUUUUGGUUGGUGAUGUUAAUUCUGAGUUUGUUGCUGUGCUUGAUUGGUUGAGAAGCAUUGGGAUUGAAAGUGAUUGGAUGGUGAGUUAUUUGUCUUGUUCAAGGGCGUAUAGUUGGAAAAAGAUGCUUGAUACCAUGCAGUUUCUGAAUAAAGUGGGCUAUUCUGAGGAACAAAUGCGCAACUUGUUUAGGGGGAAUCCGAAAUUGUUGUUGGAAGGUUUUGGGAGGAAGCUGUACUUGUUUUUCGGUAGGUUGCUUAAGGUGGGUGUUGAGAUAAAUGUGAUUUAUUCUUAUUUUGUAGAGCAUCCCGAUAUCUUGUCGAAUAAGUGUGCGAAAAAUUUGUUGAGAGUGAUUGGUUUUUUGUGUGCUAUUGGAAUGGGGAAAGAUGACAUUGCACACAUUUUGUCUGAGUACAUGCAUCUCUUGAGUACACGUUCCUUUAAAGGUCAUAAAACUGUUUGUAAGGAAUUAAAAGUUGGAAAAGAUGAUUUGUGCAGGAUCAUAAAGGAUGAUCCGUUGAAGCUAAUUAGUUUGGCAUCAAAACAGGAACAGAAGGGCGAUGGAAAGGUAGAUAGUCACGACCCACGUAAUUAUUUGGAAAAAAUGACUUUCCUGCUGAAAUUGGGAUAUACUGAGAACACUGAAGAGAUGGCAAAAGCAUUGAAAAUGUUUCGAGGGAGAGGUGAUCAAUUACAAGAGAGGUUUGAUUGUCUGGUAGAAGCUGGUUUGGACUAUAACAGUGUGAUAGAAAUGAUAAAACGAGCUCCUAUGAUUCUAAACCAGAACAAAUCUAUAAUUAAAAAGAAGAUUGAUUUCUUAAGAAAUGUUUUAGGUUACCCACUAGAAUGUCUCGUGGGAUUCCCAACAUACUUUUGCCAUGAUUUGGACAAAAUUGUUGAAAGACUUUCAAUGUAUGCGUGGCUGAAGGAGAGGAAUGCAGUAAAUCCUACAUUAACCUUGAGUACCAUAGUUGCAUCCAAUGAUAAACGCUUUCUAAAAUACUUUGUGAAUGUGCAUCCUCAAGGUCCAGCUGUCUGGAAGAGUUUAAAAAGGUUAUCAAAUAAAGAUAAAAACUAAUGGUUUCUUAUAAUGUAUCCAAGUUUUGCUAAGAUGUCUAUUGAUCUUGAUGUAUGCUUCACUAGUUCUUUGUAUCAUACAAUUGUAUCUGGAGUCCCUUGCCACUCUGUUUGUUUACACACAAUGAUACUAAUGUUUCUAUUGUUGAUAAUAUUGUCUACCUAUUAUUAUGCUGUUUUACUGCUACUUGAAAGCAAUUGCUUAGGUACAUAAACUAUCUGCGAAAGAGGUGAUUCCCUUGACACCUUGGAUGCUGGAAAACAUGGUUUCUUUAUGUUAUAAGGAAGAAAGGGAGAGUCCAUCAAAAGAGGAAGCAAUUGGAAUACUGAGUAACCCUUUUGGAACUAAAACAUCAUAUUUGCCUACGAUAUUGGAUGGUGAAAACAAAUUGUGUGACUCUAAGCCAGGUUCUAUUACCAGCAUAGGUGGAUCAGUUGUCAAAUGUGAUGAAACCUUGACAGAAUAUUUUCCGGGGCUUCUUGUUUGCCAGCUGUGGAAGCUGUUUUAGAGACUAAAAUGCAGCAAUUCCAUAAUUCACCUGAUACUUUUUCUUCACCAUUUCCACCUGGUCAUGACAAUUGACAAUGCAUUUGAAAAGCAUUUUCCAUCUGGGUUGUACAUACAGCCACUGCAUCUCAUGAUGAGAAGAGUACAGCUGAAGCUAUUAUAAUGCAUAAAGAAUCUGAAUCGGAAUCUGAAUGUAUACUCGGUAUCUCAGACGAUGGAAGUGUUGCAGAUACUUUUAUUGCUGGAGCUGGAAAUUUCAAUUUGGAGAACAUUUUUCUGCCUGUUGAGGAAAAGUAUGCCUGGCAACAACGAUGUCCAAAUCAAAAUUGUUGAGGAAAUUGCUGUGGAUUCUCUAUCUGAUGAAGAAAAGCAAUAUGUGUAUAGAUCACAGGCACAGCUGCUGACUGAUAAAUUUUGUGAUGACCAAGGGUCCUUGCUCAAUGAAAUAGUUCAAGAUAUCGUAAACAAGUGCACAUUUAGCAUCUCUCUCGCAUCACAUCAGAUAGAGUCAAUCAUUUGGUCAAUGCCACUAGAAGCAGUUUUGAAUAUUAUGAAAGAGAACAGGACCCUGCAGCUUGAUAUGGAAAUCCUUGGAAGUGUGUAAAAGCAAUGUAGAAAACUUUACGAAUCAUAAUAUUUGGUCAAGAAGAGGUAAAGCUACUAGUGCUCCCCAGGUUCGAACUAGCAAGGGUAUACUUACAAACAGCCGAUGUUGACGCUGAAGUUGCAAUGAGCAAUAAGAAAGAUAUCAUAAAUAAAAUUAUCUCUUAUGAGUUUCUUUUCAUUAAGUUCCUUGGUGAACUUGGGCAAUCUGAUUUAGGCAGUUUGCUAAAGCAUGAGCGUGGUUUAUUUAUAUGAGAAAUUUUUUUAUUUUUAAUAUUGUAAGCAAUAUGAAUGAACUCUUCAACGACAUUUAUUUAUUUAUUUAUU